CCGGAUUGUAGGGUGUUGUUACCUGAGCUGAAGAGUAUUUCCUCAUCCGCCUGCAGACGGAGUCGCCAGGUUCUCGGUUUUCCGAUCAGUCGUCUGUGGUUCAUAAGCGCUCGGGCAGCAAGCAACAGGAAGUGGAGGAGUCAGCUACGAUGAAAAGGAAUGAUGACUACCUGCCUGUCCCUGGGGAGGAGAGAAAUGUAGAUUCUGACCUGGACAUCAGAAAGACAAUGCUUAAGUCCCUCUUUCUUUCUCACUUACAGCAGCUGAAUUCUCUCAACUCCGAUGACGGCUCUGUCCGAGGUCCUCGACCAGGCCUGUACUUUGCUGAUGGCCGGCGUAAGGUGGACUACGUGCUGACAUACCACGUUCAGAAGCCUGGCAGCGUCCGAUGCCAGCCAUCCCACUUUACUGAUAGAAGCAUCAUCCGCCGGCUGCGGCGCAGCCUGAGCAUGAGGAGCAGCCAAGCCCCGCUGCACCCCAGAGAGGACCCGGAGAUCGUAGCUCAGGACCAGCAGGCGAAUUACCACGAGGACGACAAGCGGUUCCGCCGUGAGGAGUUUGAAGACAACCUGAAGGAGAUGGGCCUGGAGCUGGAGAGCGAUGAAGAGAAUAGGAUCCCUGGAAUAGGCUUUGUGAAGAUUCAUGCACCCUGGAAAGUACUUUGUCGAGAGGCUGAGUUUAUGAAGCUCAAAAUGCCCACCAAGAAGGUGUACGAGGUGAAACAAGGCAGCAAUGUCGUGGAGAAGAUCAGACUGUUUAUCCACAAAAUCACAGCUCCACUCCACCCCAACAUAGAAGCCAACAGGCCACAGAGUGUGAAGCCAUUGUCUCAUCCAUUCUCUAGAGAGAAGCAGCACCUGUUUGACCUAUCUGACAAGGACAAAUUCUUUGACAGCAAGACCAGGAGUUCCAUUGUUUAUGAGGUGUUGAAGCGGAUAAGGUGCACCAAAGCAAAGUACUCCAUGGGAAUCACCAGUCUCCUUGGCAACGGUGUUUAUACGUCCGCUUACCCGCUGCAUGAUGGCGACAUUGAUGGAGUGAAUGCAGAGCCCAAUGACAGAAAGCUGCUGUAUGAGGAGUGGGCCAGCUACAGUGUCUUCUACAAGUACCAGCCCAUCGGGCUCAUCAGGAAAUAUUUUGGGGAGAAGGUUGGUCUGUACUUCGCCUGGUUAGGCGUCUAUACCCAGAUGCUGAUCCCUGCUGCCGUGGUGGGAGUCAUCGUCUUUCUGUACGGCUGUGCCACCGUCGACGACAACAUCCCCAGUAUGGAAAUCUGUGACCCCAGGAACAACAUCACCAUGUGCCCGCUGUGUGAUCAGGCCUGCAGCUACUGGAGGCUGGUCACAGCCUGCGGCACCGCCCGAGCCAGCCACCUGUUUGACAACCCUGCUACCGUCUUCUUCUCCAUUUUCAUGGCACUCUGGGCGGUGAUUUUCAUGGAGCAUUGGAAGAGAAGACAGAUGAGACUUAACUACAUAUGGGACUUGACGGGCUUUGAGGAGGAGGAGGAAGAGCAUAAGGAGCACAACAGAGCCGAAUAUGAGUUUGAAGUCAUGCAGAAGACCAUGAGAGUAGAACAUGCCACAAAAAAGGGUGAGAAGGUGAAGCUGACAUGUACAGACAGAAUGCCAGCCUACCUGACUACUGUAGUAAUGAUGGGCUUCAUGAUAAGUGUGACAUUUGCAAUUGUCUUCGGGGUCAUCUUGUACAGGAUAAGCAUUAAGUCAGCACUACACAUCAGUUCCUACCCAGCAGCGCGGUCCAACAUCCGUGCCACGGUCAAAACAACAGCUGCCAUCAUCAACCUCAUUGUCAUCAUCAUCUUGGAUGAGAUCUACGCUGCCAUUGCACGGUGGCUUACAGUGCUGGAGGUUCCAAAGACAGACAAGAGCUUUGAGGAGCGCCUUAUCUUCAAGACAUUCAUCUUGAAGUUUGUCAACGCCUUUACUCCCAUUGUCUACUUGGCCUUUUUCAGGGGAAGGCUUGUUGGACGUCCAGGAAAUUAUCAUUAUGUAGUUGGAUCGUACAGGAUGGAGGAGUGUGCCCAUGCCGGGUGUCUCAUGGAGUUGUGUAUCCAGCUGUGUAUCACUAUGCUGGGCAAGCAGCUAAUACAGAACAACCUAUUUGAGAUUGGCAUCCCUAAACUGAAGAAAAUGCUGCGAAAGAGAAAGUCAGAGAUGGACACCCAGCAGGAAGAAGAGCUGCACUCAACCCUGCAGCGUCAUGAGAAAGACCACUUCCUGGGUCCCUUCAUAGGACUCAGCCCUGAGUACAUGGAAAUGAUCAUCCAGUUUGGGAUGGUGACUCUGUUUGUGGCUUCCUUCCCCUUGGCCCCACUGUUUGCCCUGCUGAAUAACAUCAUUGAGAUCCGUCUGGAUGCCAAGAAGUUUGUCAUGGCAGUGCGCAGGCCUGUUGCAGUCAGAGCCAAAGAUAUUGGUAUCUGGUACAACCUGUUACGAGGCCUCAGCAAGGUCGCCGUCAUUGUCAAUGCCUUUGUCAUCUCCUUCACCUCUGACUUCAUUCCACGACUUGUCUACCAAUACAUGUACAGCCCUGAUGGCUCCAUGCAUGGCUUUGUCAGUCACACCCUCUCCUACUUCAAUGUCAGUGACUUCCCAGAAGCAAAAGGCCCCCUGCAGCCCAUGCACCUUGGCUAUACGGUGGACAUAUGCAGAUAUAAAGACUACAGAGAACCUCCUUGGUCCAACACACCAUAUGAAUUAUCCAAGGAGUUCUGGGCCAUUCUGGCAGCCCGCCUUGCCUUUGUUAUUGUCUUUCAGAAUGUGGUGAUGCUGAUGAGCGACUUUGUGGACUGGCUAAUUCCAGAUAUUCCCAAGGAUAUUAGUCUCCAGAUCCACAAAGAGAAGAUCCUCAUGGUGGAGCUAUUUAUGAAGGAGGAGCAGGGCAAGAGGCUUGCAGCAUGGGACAACCACAACCAAGACAACCACAACUCCUCCCCGUCAGCCGGUCCGAGCCCCCCCCAACGCCGCUCACGUCCCGCCUCACAUAAUACUGCUGCUCACUACUGA
Messenger RNA from Lampris incognitus (smalleye Pacific opah), 3029 nucleotides. It is a transcript of the gene ano1a, whose product is annotated as anoctamin 1, calcium activated chloride channel a. Gene Ontology annotation, biological process: chloride transmembrane transport. The record is from RefSeq and is a predicted model, not a curated record. Bases 150 to 3029 code for a protein of 959 amino acids. NCBI's taxonomy places the organism in Eukaryota, Metazoa, Chordata, Actinopteri, Lampriformes, Lampridae. Gene Ontology annotation, molecular function: protein dimerization activity; chloride channel activity. The transcript is spliced from 26 exons. Gene Ontology annotation, cellular component: plasma membrane.